Molecule: messenger RNA, 723 nt
Organism: Dentiscutata erythropus
Lineage: Eukaryota; Fungi; Glomeromycota; Glomeromycetes; Diversisporales; Gigasporaceae
Source: the annotation of a GenBank genome assembly
AUGGAAGAAGAUAAAGAAGAUAUUUAUAUUACUUCAAAAAAUCCUUCCGAUAAUGCUAUUAAUAGUUCAGAUUGGAAAUUAAAUUUGGAAAGCUCCGCAACUGAAAAUCAAAAAAAGCAAAAUUUUGAAGAGCAAGAAAAGUCCGACUCCUCUCAAAAUAAUGAUACUAGUAUGAUGGAAUAUUUGGGAUCAUUUCUUGGAUGUAUUCUAUCGGUUAGAUGUUGCUGUUAUUGCUUCCCUAGUCCUUAUCAAGAAGUUGAACCAGGACAUGUUGGAUUGCUUUAUAAACAUAAUGAAUAUGUCAACUGUUAUGUUGGUCCAAAUAAGGUUAAAUUGAAUCUUAUUACUGAAGAAAUUAUAAAGGUCGACAUUAAGACACAUGUCACAGAGAUUCUAGGACAAACUGUUAUAACAAAGGAUAUGAAAUUUUACCUUAUUGAUUCUGCCCUCCAUUGGCGCAUAACCAAUCCUCGUAAAGCCACUUUUGAUAUAACUGAUGUUCGCAAAGCUCUUAUAGAACUUACUAAAAACGAAUUAAUGAAACACUUUGGUUCACUUAACGUUGAUAAUUCUUCUAAAUUAAACAACAACAGUCCUGAUAAACUAAUCGAUUUUGGUAACACUAAAACUAAAUACAUUAGCGAUUAUGCUCAAAAGUGGGGUGUCGAGAUUGAUUUUAAUUUGUAUAAUUCAUUAAUAACAAUAAUUAGCCGUAAAGCGUAA